This is a messenger RNA of Bufo bufo (common toad), 3734 nucleotides long. It is a transcript of the gene EXOC6B, whose product is annotated as exocyst complex component 6B. The record is from RefSeq and is a predicted model, not a curated record. The transcript is spliced from 23 exons. Gene Ontology annotation, cellular component: membrane; exocyst. Bases 26 to 2350 code for a protein of 774 amino acids. NCBI's taxonomy places the organism in Eukaryota, Metazoa, Chordata, Amphibia, Anura, Bufonidae. Gene Ontology annotation, biological process: Golgi to plasma membrane transport; exocytosis; intracellular protein transport.
GGGCGGUGCCUGAAGUCCAGCAGACAUGGCGGAGCUGGAAACAGCGGCGGAACAUGAGCGGAUACUGCGGGAGAUCGAGAGCACGGAGACGGCAUGUAUCGGCCCCACACUGCGGUCUGUAUACGAUGGAGAGGAGCACAGCCACUUUAUGGAGAAGCUGGAGGUGCGGAUCCGAAACCACGACCGCGAGAUUGAGAAGAUGUGCAACUUCCACUACCAGGGGUUUGUAGACUCCAUCACCGAGCUGCUAAAAGUGCGGGGGGAGGCCGAGAAACUGAAGAACCAAGUGAUGGACACCAAUAGGAGGCUGCAACUGGACGGAGCAGAGUUGUUGUCUACCAUGAGGGAUCUGCAGCAGUGCCGCAUCCAGCAGAGGAACAUCACUGCCACUGUGGAGAAGCUCAGCCUCUGCCUGCCCGUGCUGGAGAUGUACAGUAAAUUACAGGAGCAAAUGAAAGCCAAAAGACAUUACCCUGCACUGAAGACCCUGGAGCAGAUGGAGCACACUUACCUGCCCCAGGUCAGUCACUACCGCUUCUGUCAGUCCAUGGUGGACAACAUCCCCAAACUACGGGAGCAGAUCAAAGACGUCUCCAUGUCAGAUCUGAAGGAUUUCCUCGAGAGCAUCCGCAAGCACUCUGAGAGGAUCGGGGAGUUCGCCAUGAAGCAGGCUCAGCAGCAGAGGAGCCUCGACAACAUAAUGACCUUUCAAACCAAGGGCGUCCUCGGAAAGAGAUAUAGGAAGGACCUAUGUCUGAAUCCAGAGAUGAAUGGCACAAGUCCCAUGUCUGAAAAGGAUUCUGGAAUCCUGGAUGUGGAGGAUGAAGAUGAGGAAGAAGAGGCACCGGGCACACAAGACUUGGUCGAUUUUUCUCCAGUGUACCGUUGUUUACACAUCUACACGGUGCUGGGUUCUCGGGAGGUCUUUGAGAACUACUACAGGAAGCAGAGGAGAAAGCAGGCUCGCCUAGUACUACAACCACCAUCUAACAUGCAUGAAACUCUGGACGGAUACAGGAAAUACUUCCACCAGAUUGUAGGGUUUUUUGUGGUUGAAGAUCACAUCCUGCACACAACGGGCGGUCUGGUGAAUCGCGCUUAUGUCGAUGAGUUAUGGGAUUUGGCAUUGUCAAAGACGAUGGCCGCUCUGCGGACGCGCUCGUCCUACUGCUCCGAUCCGAACCUAGUAUUGGAUCUCAAAAACCUCAUUUUGCAUUUUGCAGACACGUUACAGGGCUAUGGCUUCCCAGUGAACCAGCUCUUCGACAUGUUGCUGGAAGUCAGAGACCAGUACAGUGAUAUAUUACUGAAGAAGUGGGCCGGGGUCUUCAGAAGUAUCCUGGACGCAGAUAAUUACAGCCCCAUCCCAGUGAGUGAUGAGACUGCCUACAAGAAGGUCAUCAGCCAGUUCCCCUUUCAAGACCCAGAGUUAGAGAAGCAACAGUUUCCCAAAAAGUUCCCCUUUUCGGAAUUUGUUCCUAAAAUCUACGGUCAGAUCAAGGAGUUCAUCUACGCCUGCCUGAAGUUCUCUGAAGACUUACAUCUAAGCUCUACAGAAGUGGAUGACAUGAUCAGGAAGUCCACAAACCUGCUGCUGACCCGCACCCUGAGCAACUGUCUACAGAGCAUCAUCAAGCGGAAAAAUGUGGGGCUCACGGAGCUUGUGCAGAUCAUCAUCAACACCAGUCACCUGGAGGUCUCCUGCAAGUACCUGGAGGAAUUUAUCACCAACAUCACCAACGUUCUGCCUGACACCGUCCACACCACCAAGUUAUACGGCCUGACCACGUUCAAGGAUUCCAGACAGGCCGCAGAAGAGGAAAUCUACACCAAUCUGAACCAGAAGAUCGACCAGUUCCUGCAGCUGGCAGACUAUGACUGGAUGGCAGCAGAGUCCGGAGAGCAGGCCAGCGACUAUCUCGUGGAUCUGGUGGCUUUCUUAAAUAGCACAUUUGCAGUGUUCACCCAUCUACCUGCUGCCAUUGACUCGCACUCCAUGAUGCCGGGUAAGGUUGCCCAGACGGCCUGCAUGUCUGCCUGCAAACACCUCUCCACUUCGCUGACGCAGCUGCUCCUGGAGGCCGAAGUCAAGCAGAUCACCAUGGGGGCCCUGCAGCAGUUCAAUCUGGACGUGAAGGAGUGUGAAAGGUUUGCCAGAUCGGGACCGGUGCCUGGGUUCCAAGGGGACACACUGCAGUUGGCCUUCAUCGACUUAAGACAACUAUUGGAUCUGUUCAUUAAAUGGGACUGGUCAACGUACCUGGCGGACUAUGGGCAACCCAACUGUAAAUACCUGCGGGUCAACCCCACCACAGCGCUCACGUUACUGGAGAAAAUACACCGCGUGUAAGUAUGGCUGCCAUAGACUUCCUACUAAAAUGAUUGCUGCAGUGUGUAUUCCUGGAUCUGUGUCCUGGUCAUUUUUUACUAAACCUUUAGCUGUGGUUUUCCUGGUGUAUUUACUUGUCACUGACUUGCUCGUGGCUCCGGGUGGUCUGUGUGUGUUGUGUGACUGCUCGGCAUGGUCCGCCAGCUGUAUUAAAAGGGUUGGUAGGCUUUGUAGAUUGAAUGGGUUGAAAUCCAGGUGCAUGCACUAAAUCCAGAGGUCAGCCUCUGUCGUCUUCUGCUGUGGAAGGAAUAAUCUGCAUCGUGAACAUGCACUAAUGGGACAACCCCUUUAACCAUAACGUAGUGACAGGCAGCUGCACGUAAAGCUAACAGGAUAUUUAUUGUUAUGCAUUUAAAGGGGCAGUGAUGCAACAUAGGAAGCCAUUGUCCUAUCUCUACAUAGGGAGGUCUACAAAUUUAUAUCAGGCGUUUAGAAAGUUUUUGAAGGGCAUUAGACCCGUUCUGAGAAUGUAAGGUCUUCAUUACUAGGAAAGACCUUAGUACAUAUAGAUGGAGGCAAAUCUUGUAUGACCAUUCAGUUUACACAUCCUCUAGAAUACUUAAGGGUUAACCCUUGUAAGAAUGAGGCUACAAACUAAGUGACCUAUAUCUGAUGGGGAAGAGCUGGGAUCAAUUCUGGUACAGGCUCCAUAGUGAUUGCCUGCAUGUUAUCUACGGCCCGAGCUGUGUGUUCCAGUUUGGAUAGUCCUGUCUAGUAGGUGUUGGUAUAUAAUGUGUUGACUGGCCUCGAGUAAUUUUUUGCGGGGUCCUUUGCCUGUUUUUCUGUACCAGUUUGUUUUGGACCAUCCCUUCUUGUUAGAAGAUUCUCUUGACAAUAAGCUGAUCACAAAGCCACCCCCUGCUGGGACCUCCAGCAAUCAGCUGUAAACCAGCGGUGAAACCCUGCAGUACUUGUUCAAUUUCCCAGCAGUGCCCCAACAGGAGAAAUUAGGCAUUACACAGGCUGGAGUCAUAUCAGCAGAGUGAUUCAGGAUAGGUCCUCCAGAGCAAAGAGACGCUCUUUAUAACUUCUCCUCAUUCUGGUUAAGAGAUGACAGGUCCUGAAAUUGGUUUUUGUAAACUGGACAUCCCCUUAAACACAGAUACAUACAGAUGUAUGACUCGAGCUCCUAUUACUAUGAUUAUGCUCUAGGCAGAUGACUGUGGUUCAAAAUUAUUUGUACUGGGCCCCAGAAGGAUCUACAUCUCUUUCUGAUGCUACGUGGUAUUGUUGCCAACUUUCAUCGAUGUUCUACAACCCAUUCUAACGUUUUAUAAGAGCAUGCGGAGUCCAUACUGCUGACCACAGAUUCCAAGUGUCCUCCUCUAAUAUUUCCUUCAUGUAC